AUGACCUCACUUCAUUCACUUCAUUCACUUUUAACCUUCUUUAUUGUUUGCCUUUCACAGAUCUUGGUACAUGUUCAUGCUAGGACGGUAGAAUUCGAUUGGACUUUGGAUUGGAUCCAAGCUGCUCCUGAUGGAUUUGAACGUCCUGUGAUUGCUAUCAAUGGUCGAUGGCCGCCACCUGCUUUGCACGUGACGCACGGAGACAGAGUGGUUGUUCACGUGACCAACAAUUUGGAUCAAGACACUUCAUUGCAUUUCCAUGGGCUUUUCCAACGUGGGUCUAUUCAAAUGGAUGGUCCUGCAUUCAUCACGCAAUGUCCUAUCCCUCCAGGUGGUUCUUAUACUUAUGAUUUUGUGGUUGAUGAUCAGAUGGGGACAUUCUGGUAUCAUGCUCAUCUGGGGUCUCAAUAUGGAGAUGGGUUCAGAGGUGUGUUUGUCAUUCAUUCACCAGAAGAUGAUAUGGAACGUGAUAUGACUUUUAUUGUUAGUGAUUGGUACCAUGAUCCUUCGUCCAAGAUCAUGCCAGGAUUUAUGACUCGGUAUAAUCCAAUGGGGAAUGAACCGAUUCCUGAUGCUAUCUUGUUUAAUGAUUAUGCCAUUAAUAACUCAAUUGUGUUGCCUGAGAAAAGCAGCAUAUAUACUUGGAGGUUUGUUAAUGCUGGGUUGUUUGUGGGUCAAUAUUUGUAUUCGCCCUCAAUUCCCUUCAAUAUUAUUGAAGUUGAUGGGGUUUUGACCAAGCCCAAACAAUCUCAUCUAAUAUAUAUAUCUGCAGGGCAGAGAAUUGCACUACAGGUGAAUCUCACUGAAAAUGUAGAUCAUGACAACUUAUUCUUGUACCAAUACUUGGAUGAUACCAUGUUGGAUACUAUUCCUUCAGAAUUGCAAUUAAACAAGACUAUUCCUAUCACAUUUGCAAACAACAAGCCGCCAGCUGAUCUUCCUCCUGCACCAGCUCUCGAUUUAUCAAAACUUGUUGAUGAAUUCGAAUUAACCACAAGGGAACACACCCCACGUCUACCUCAUUACGAUACUCAAAUCACAUUCAAUGUCACGAUGAAUAAUUUAAUAGAUGGUGUCAAUUACGCCUUUUUCAAUAACAUCACGUACACACGUCCAAAUAUCCCUGUAUUAUCCACGGUGCUAACUGCCCCAAAAGAUCUUCUCUUUAACCCUGCCAUUUAUGGCACAAACAUCAAUGUUAAUAUCUUGAAACCAAAUUCUAUUGUAGAAAUCGUUCUCAAUAAUCAAGACCCUGGAAGGCACCCCUUCCACAUCCAUGGUCAUAAUUUCCAAAUCAUUCAAAAAUCUCCUAUUAGAGAUGAUGAGACUGAUGAGUUGCCCUACGACGAGGCACACCCAUUGCUUCCUAUUCCUGCAUUCCCAAUCGUUAGAGAUACCGCUAUUGUGGAACCCAACGGCCAUCUAGUGAUUCGUUUCAAAGCAGAUAACCCGGGUGUAUGGAUCUUUCAUUGUCAUGUCAAUUGGCAUUUAGAUCAAGGUCUAGCUGCAGUAUUUGUAGAAGACCCCGUUGCAUUACAAGAAUCCACUACAAUGACAGAUCAAUACAAAUCUAUCUGUCUGGCUCAAGAUAUCCCUAUCAAAGGUAAUGCUGCUGGUAAUUCCCACGAUUGGUUAGACUUGAAAGGUUUAAAUGUACAGCCAACACCUUUACCUAAUGGGUUCAUUUGGAAAGGUUAUUUGGCCAUGUUCUUAUGUACAGCCAUCGCUAUUUAUGGAUUCUGGUCCAUCAUUCAAUACGGCCUGCUUAACGUAGUGGAAGAUGAUGAAAUUGUAGUCAAGAAUUUGACUGAAUUAUUACAAAGUCAUGAUAUACCUACCACGUAA
This is a messenger RNA of Henningerozyma blattae CBS 6284, 1845 nucleotides long. RefSeq names its product ferroxidase FET5 (gene FET5). The coding region runs from base 1 to 1845 and encodes 614 amino acids. Gene Ontology annotation, molecular function: ferroxidase activity; copper ion binding. The transcript has a single exon. Lineage: Eukaryota; Fungi; Ascomycota; Saccharomycetes; Saccharomycetales; Saccharomycetaceae. Gene Ontology annotation, cellular component: fungal-type vacuole membrane. The record is from RefSeq and is a predicted model, not a curated record. Gene Ontology annotation, biological process: cellular response to iron ion starvation; reductive iron assimilation.